Messenger RNA from Amorphotheca resinae ATCC 22711, 2432 nucleotides. RefSeq lists its product as hypothetical. Gene Ontology annotation, molecular function: DNA binding; DNA-directed DNA polymerase activity. Gene Ontology annotation, biological process: double-strand break repair via nonhomologous end joining. NCBI's taxonomy places the organism in Eukaryota, Fungi, Ascomycota, Leotiomycetes, Helotiales, Amorphothecaceae. The record is from RefSeq and is a predicted model, not a curated record. Gene Ontology annotation, cellular component: nucleus. The transcript has 2 exons. The coding region runs from base 18 to 2432 and encodes 804 amino acids.
GUCCAUUUGUCUUUCACAUGGGCAUUCUAAACAUGGCUCACGACAAGACCAAGUUGAGCGCAAAGAGAUUAUUCUUCGAUCAGCUUUCGGCUCUGAAUGAGACCUCAGACGAGGAAGAUGAUACAAACGAUAUUCGAGAUGUUUUCCGAAAGAGCAAGAAGCUCUCAUCUCCCCAAGCCCUUUCGUCGGAGUUUCCGCCCCAAAACAUUCGCACACCCAUUACUAUCAACAAAAUGCCAGGAUUUCAACGAACAAUAUCUGCCCCACUAUCGAGUGCAAGUCUCGUUAAGGAGACACCCCUUCCUCCGAGUCUGUCUUCGCUAGGUCGCUCUGAGUCGGCAGCACUGCUGUCGUCAGAAAUACCGGUCGUAGAAGAUACUCCGGAACCUAAUCUCCAUGUAGUACAACGCACUGCUUCAAGUCCCACCUUGGGAACAGGCACUUUGGUAUUAAAUUAUAGCACAGGAAUUGAGUCAAUGCUCGGGAAGAGAAAUCGCACUGGGUUGGAACCGUUGCAUGCCAAGAAGAAAUUGCGCAAGGAGUCUUCGAUCAAGCUCGUGCCCGAAGACGAACAGAUCUUCAAGGGCCAAAUAUUUUAUUACAUCCCACCCGACGAUAAGGCGCCCUUACGGCGAACUCGAAUUAACAAGGCAAGGGAAUUUGGUGCAACUUGGACGAGGGAGUUUACACCAGCUACGACCCAUAUUGUGGUUGAUAAAGGUAUUACCUUCAAGGAUGUGAUGGCAUUCCUGAGACUUGAGACGCUACCAUCGAAUACAAUUAUGGUGUCUGAAGAAUAUCCUAUUGACUCGAUCAAGUGUCGAUUCUUGCUCGAUCCAAGGCAGAAACUAUAUGCUAUCGAUGGACAUCCGGAGACUCUCCAAGAAGAAAAUACACCAGACACGACCUCGCAGAAAUCUAAUAAAUCACUUGAGCUCAAAGCAUCAAAGAGAAACCCGGGAACGAGGGACCACAAUCCUCCAAACCAAACACCACCUCGAAGUGAAAACUCAACACAAGUAAGUCAAGGAAAGGAAAACGCGAGGGAGCUAUUGCCCGAAUCAUCGGAAGGCGUCUGGUUAGCACAAAAUACAACUCAUACGAACUCUGUAGUGGCGGAAAGCCCACAGGAGACAUCUCACCAUGCGGGUAUAAUAUGUGAGACGCCGGAGUCUGUCUGGUUGAGGGACGAACUGGAUGAGAUGAUCAAAGUCGCACGAAGUAUGAAGGAUGUACCCAUUGACGACGAAGAAGAUGAUCAUGCGGAUGAUAGACCCCCGUCUUGCGAUGAUCCUGACGAUUCAGGGUCAGAUGAUGAGCCUCGACGCCCAAGUUCUCGGAGUGCCCCCAAAUCAAAGCUCAGGGGCUCUAACAAAGGUCCGUUCAAUCAGGAUAAAUUCACCUGCAUGACUGGAGGGACGGGUGUUACCCCUGAAUCGAACCCAAAUGCGCGAACAAUUGAAGUGCUCCAAAAGAUGGCCGACUAUUAUGUCCAGACCAAAGACCAUUGGCGUCAGACAGCAUAUCGAAAAGCUAUCGGAACGCUGCGUAGGCAGACCGACAAGAUAGCUACCUAUGAGGAAGCAUUAAAUCUUCCGACUAUUGGGAACAGACUAGCAUUGAAGAUUGAGGAGAUAGUGCUCACGAAUGGCUUGCGGAGGCUUGAAAAUGCCAUGAUGGAUUCCAACUAUCAUACCCUACAACUCUUUAUGAAUAUCUACGGCGUUGGGAUCAACCAGGCUUGGAAGUGGGUUCAACAGGGGCAUAAGACUCUCGAAGACCUGAAGUCUCAUGCCCACUUAACCGACAAUCAGCGACUGGGGAUCGAACAUUAUGAUGAUUUUUUGACGCGGAUUCCUCGAGAUGAGGUUACCGCUCUUGGAAACGUCGUCAGCGCUGCCGCUGCUGCUCUUGAUCCAAAAGUGGAGGUAAUAAUUGGUGGAAGCUAUAGGCGUGGGGCUUCCAGUUCUGGAGAUAUUGAUUGCUUGUUGACCAAGCCAUCCACGUCUUCCAGCCAAGAGCUGUUGGGUUUCCUCAAUCAGCUAAUCAGUAAACUCACGGAGAGCAAGUUUCUGGUAGCCGCGCUUUCGGUGCCUUCACAGAGCGGAUCGAAAUGGCACGGUUGUUGCGUCCUCCCCGGUGCAUCAAAACCGAUCUGGAGAAGGAUAGACUUCCUGCUUGUUCCAGAGACUCAACUAGGAGCGGCGUUGAUAUAUUUUACUGGUGAUGAUAUCUUCAAUCGCAGCAUUCGAUUGCUGUCAAGUCGAAAAGGAUGGCGGCUGAAUCAGAGAGGUCUUUACAAAGAUGUUAUGAGAGGGCCUGGCAGAGUCAAGAUGACCGAGGGAACACUGAUUGAGAGCGCAGAUGAGAGGAAGAUUUUUGCAGCUCUGGGCGUGCCAUGGAGGCCGCCGGAGCAGCGAAUAUGUCAUUAA